AUGCUCUUUGACCAAAUCUUUACUCGUCGCGUCCGAUGCAUCCAAGUAAUUCUUGGUCUGCUGGCCAUUGGUGCUAUUUUCGCGUUUCUUCAACCAAACGUUCGGACACAGCUGUCGCCAUUACAUAUAACCAGCACUCAGUAUACAUCUCGCGAUAUCUAUCAAGAAUUGAACAAUGUAGAAGAUACUGAUCGGCAAUUUCAGCAAUCGCCCAUUGGAAAUCACCAUAGCACAUGCCUCGUCAUAUCAAUCGAUGUGAAUAUAGUAUUCUCAUGCGUCUAUUGCAGUCGAUAUUACACAAAAGAGCAUUACAAAGUUUACUUUCGAAAUACUCCAUACGCUGGGUCAAGAGGAUGGAAUUUUCCAUUUCUCGAUAUUUAUGUUUUCUUCAAGAAAGAAACACUUGUAUGGAAAAUGGGCUCUCCUGAUGAUGGUCUCGAUGUAAACUUCUUUUGUCCGCUGGCCAUGCGACCAUUAGGAGAAUUGUGGUUACCGGCAGCGAGAUAUCCGCGCAAAAUAUUUGGCCCUGAGUACUUCGACGAAUGCAAGACUCACGAUUAUGAUCAUAAGAGUGAAAAAAAACCAAGAUCCCGUCAUAUUUAA
Messenger RNA from Adineta ricciae, 603 nucleotides. NCBI's taxonomy places the organism in Eukaryota, Metazoa, Rotifera, Eurotatoria, Adinetida, Adinetidae. The record is from the annotation of a GenBank genome assembly.